Molecule: messenger RNA, 1645 nt
Organism: Eriocheir sinensis (Chinese mitten crab)
Lineage: Eukaryota; Metazoa; Arthropoda; Malacostraca; Decapoda; Varunidae
Exons: 8
Coding region: 511-1299 (262 amino acids)
Source: RefSeq, a predicted model, not a curated record
GAGAGAGAGAGAGAGAGAGAGAGAGAGAGAGAGAGAGAGAGAGAGAGAGAGAGGGAGGAAAGGAAGCUGUGGGAGCAAUAUCUGAGGCGCGUAGUCAUUCUCCAUAUUUACCCUAAACCAACACAGUAAUUCCCAUGUACCUGUGUGCGCUGGCGGCCAUAUCCCGGAGACCCUAAGGCACAUGUUGACGGGACUUUGUGAGAAUGUGCGUCCGUAGUCUGCACAGGCCUGGCCUAGAUAUCCUCGUCACAUCGCUCAUGACGGCCGAGAAAAUGUCUGAAAGGGGAGCGUCGGCAAAGAUAAUGUCCUGUUAGUUUACACGCACUCUGCGAUAUUGUUGAAACUGUAAAGUGCAGAACGAUGGGAUUGUACGAGUGUGUGCGUCUCCAGUGUGUGCAGGUCUGGCGUUAGAAAAGAAGAACAACAUGUUAUAACCACCACCAUCACCACCAACACCACCAUCACCACCAACACCACCAUCACCACUAUGGCAACCACCACCCCCACCACAUGGCUGCCACCAACACCACCACUACCAGUACAGCAACCACCACCACCACCACCACCACCACUCAGCCCACCGUCAUAGAGAGUGGGCGGCCUCACCCUUUCCUGCCCUCGUAUUUGCUGGACAGUGUGGAGGAUGGCUUGGGCAGCAGUGGCAGCAGUGAGGUGGCGGCCGGCGGAGGGGGAGAGAGACAGGCGGAGAAGAACGUCAAGGUCCAUUUCAAUUCUUCCUUCAACGUUGUCAAGUACAGGGACAUCAAGGCCAGCUCUAGAGGAUCUGCUGGGCAGCGACACCCUCAGCCCUCCAGUGUACACAGACCUUCCUACAGAAGUCUGGACAGCUUGACAGAAUCUAGCCCCCACCCGGGGACCCAUCUUCACUACAACCACAGCAGCAAGCAACCUGUGCUGGCGUGGUCCCAUGGCCUAACCAGCCCCCUAAAACACUCAAGAAGAAGUGUGUGUUCUGAGAGAUGGCUCACAAAUUCCAGGCUCAGAGUCCAACUUUUCCUCAUUGGUCUGCGGGCCGUGGGAGUCACGUGUCACCCUCCCGAGCUGCCGGUCUUGGUGGUGCCCAGGCUGGAACACUCCCCGCCCAGUGUUGUGGCACCUGAGGAGGCACUCGAGGUCCAGGAUCGCGUCAUGCUAGCCGCCAGACACGUGGUGAGGGACGUCUCCUGCAAGAACUGCGGCGCCAAGCUUGGGUGGAUCUACGAGUUUGCUACAGAGGAGAACCAGCGAGAGGUGACCGGCUGCCUCUCCUGCUGUCUGGCCGUUCAUCUCAGCAAGUGACUGGAUGCUGGAACUCUGUCUCUCUCUCCUCCGUCCACCCUCAGAGCUGCUGUAAGAGUCACCUCCUCCUCCUGCUAGUGUGUUGUGCAUCACCGUGCCCCGGCAGCCUGGUGUGUGUGGUGGAGGAGGAGGAGAGGAGACGCCUACAAUAGGACUGGUCUCAUCUCCCACACCAUCUUGGAGGGCUGAGUCUGGUCCCCUGGGCUCACUGGAGGGCUGAGUCUGGUCUCCUCUCGUCUCCUUCCCUGCAGGAACCAUCAGAUUUAGCACAGAGAAUCUCUCUCUCUCUCUCUCUCUCUCUCUCUCUCUCUCUCUCUCUCUCUCUCUCUCUCUCUCUCUCUCUCUC